Molecule: messenger RNA, 2030 nt
Organism: Dreissena polymorpha
Lineage: Eukaryota; Metazoa; Mollusca; Bivalvia; Myida; Dreissenidae
Exons: 19
Coding region: 92-1888 (598 amino acids)
Cellular component (GO): lysosome
Molecular function (GO): thiolester hydrolase activity
Source: RefSeq, a predicted model, not a curated record
ACAUUACCUGACAAAUUGCAUACAAAUCCUUGAAAAUAGUAGAAAUGUAAACAAAUUUAAUAUUUACGGUGUUUUACAUAUAUGCAGUUACAUGCAAUUAUGGAAGGUGUCUACUUUGAUUAAUAAAGUGUCUAUGGAUAAUAAAACAAGCAUGGCUCCGCGCUUGACAUUCGUGUUACUGUCGGCAUGCAUGAUUUACACGGGCAACGGAUAUAAACCAGUUGUUUACAUGCAUGGCAUAUUUGGAAGUUACAAGGAAUCUGCUGGGUUUUUGAAAUGGAUCGAAGAGGAGCACAGCUCCACGGAGACGCUGAGUAUAGACGCUUACAAUAACGCCGACAGCGCCGUAAAUCUGAUGCAGCAGAUCCAAGACAUCGCCCAGAUCCUUCAAGCUUACAUGAACUCACAUCCGGGAGGCAUCAACCUGAUCUGCUACUCGCAAGGCGGCCUUAUUUGCCGUGGUGUAUUGGAACAUAUACAACACAACGUGGACACGUUCAUUUCCCUCAGCUCUCCACAGGCUGGACAAUUCGGAGAUACUCAGUAUUUAAAAUAUCUGUUUCCACAUUUACUGCGGGAUCAAGUGUACAGGAUUGCAUACUCGGAAGAAGGUCAGAACAUCUCGGUUUCAAAUUACUGGAAUGAUCCCCACCACCAAGACCUGUACCUAAAGUAUUCCAAGUAUCUGGCAGUUCUCAACAAUGAGACAUUCAGUCCCGACAGCCAAAAGUUCAAGAACAACUUCACGCUCUUGAAGCGCCUAGUAAUGCUGGGUGGACCAGAUGACGGUGUUAUCACCCCUUGGCAAUCGAGUCACUUCGGAUUUUACGACAAAGAUCUGAACAUUGUGGAAAUGAAGAACCAGCCGUGGUAUACCAAUGACUGGUUCGGGUUACGGACCCUUGACAGCCGAGGUGGUCUGGUCACGAAGGUAAUUCCUGGAGUGCAACAUAACUACUGGAUCAGAAAUCACACGGUGUUCAUGGAUCACAUCUUGCCGUAUCUGAACUGGUUCAGCAUGAGCUGGCUUCAGAUUUCGUGCACGAUAUUCGUAUUGGUUGUGUGUCGCGUGCACACGUGCUCGGGUUACAAACCAGUUAUUUUCAUGCACGGCAUUCUAGCGGACAGUGACGAAGGAAAUCAGCUGCUCGACUGGAUUGCGAAGGAUCACCCAGGCACGAUUGGUUUGACAAUAGAUGCCUUCAACAGGCAGGAGAGCAUUGUAAACAUGACGGCGCAAGUGAACGAAGUGUCCUCGAUAAUGCAAGACUUCAUGACCAAACACCCCGAAGGCGUCAACUUGAUAUGUUUCUCUCAGGGUGGACUGGUAUGCAGAGGUGUUAUAGAGCAAGUGGCUCAUAACGUUAACACCUUUAUCUCACUGAGUUGUCCACAAGCCGGACAGUUUGGAGAUACAAACUUUCUCAAGAACUUUUUCCCGACGUAUUUGCGCGACAAUCUGUACAAGGCGCUGUAUACUGAAACUGGACAGAAGAUCUCCGUUGGAAAUUACUGGAAUGACCCCCGUCAGCAAGACCUCUACCUCCAGUGGUCCCAGUAUCUGGCUGUCGUCAACAACCAGUCGGUAAACCCUAAUAGCCAAAAGUUCAAGACUAACUUCACGAGACUUAAGAGACUGGUUAUGAUAGGGGGGCCAGACGAUGGCGUCAUCACUCCCUGGCAAUCAAGUCACUUUGGAUUCUACGAUAGCAACCUCAACAUGGUGGAAAUGAAAGAUCAACCUUGGUACCAGAAGGACUCGUUCGGUCUGAAGACGCUGGACUCGAGGGGCGGGCUGGUGACGCACGUGGUCCCGGGGGUGAUGCACAUCCACUGGCACAGCAACAUAACGGUGUACAAGAACUACAUCCUACCGUACCUCGACUGAGACGGUACGAGAUGGGCCGGUAUUCGCAAAGCUUCAUCCGGAAAACUUCAGGGAAUUUCUUGAAUUAAAACAAUUUAUUUAGAGUCCCUCAGUUUUUAUGUGUACAUGUUUAUGUCGUUUUACAUUUAAAUGUAUUAAGAAA